UUCUUUGAAACAGGUAUUCCAUUUCCAGCCAAUUUCUCAUCAAAAUAACACAACCAAUUGUUUAAAUCAGUCAAAAUUCACCAAAAUCUUUCUCAUUCAUUUCCUCUUUCCUACAUAAUUGCGAAAAUCACUCUCAUUCCUUUCCUCCCGAAUCCCGAUCCACUCUUCUGCUUCCAAUUGCCCAAUUCUCCCUCUCACAAGUUAAAUGCAAAAAUCCAUAAGCAGAACUCUCCUCUGCUUACUAUGCGUCUCUCUACUCUUGGGCUCACUGCUGCUCGCCGGGACCCUCGAUUACAAAUCCCAAUUCCUCAACUUCAUCCCCCAGCUCACCAAUGCCGCGCUCUGCCUCCCCCUCCGAGUCUACAUGUACGAUCUGCCGCCGCGUUUCAAUGUCGGGUUGAUGGACCCCAACUUCCCCAACGCCACUCCCGUCACCGCCCGGAAUAUCCCCCCCUGGGGCUGGAACGACGGCCUCCGCAAGCAGCACAGCGUCGAGUACUGGAUGAUGGCAUCGCUUCUCUACGACGCCAAUGACGAUUCCGGAUCCACCCGGGAGGCCGUUCGUGUUACGGACCCCGAUUUGGCUGAUGUCUUCUUCGUGCCGUUUUUCUCGUCUCUUAGCUUCAAUCUUCAUGUGCGGAAUAUGGCACAGACCAAUACCGAGGAUGAGAAAAUGCAGCUGGAGAUGGUAAAUAUAUUGAGAGCAUCAGAUUACUGGAAGAGAUCUGAUGGACGAGACCAUGUGAUUCCCAUGCAUCAUCCGAAUGCUUUCAGACAUUAUCGUGAUCAGAUCAAUGCUUCGAUAUUCAUAGUUGCUGAUUUUGGCCGCAUAAUGAACAUUUCCACUCUGACAAAAGAUAUUGUUGCUCCCUAUCCACACAUGGUAGAAUCAUAUAGUGGUGAAGACCAUCAGGAUCCAUACAAGUCUCGUAAAACACUUAUUUUCUUCCGCGGGAGGACCCAUAGAAAAGAUGAAGGAAUAAUCCGUGCUCAGCUUCACAAGGCACUGAAUGGAACAAAGGAUGUCAUAUAUGAGGAGGCUCAUGCAUCAGAAGAAGGCUUCAAAGCUUCAGCUGAACAUAUGCGUUCCUCAAAGUUUUGCCUCCAUCCUGCGGGUGACACUCCAUCUUCAUGUCGUCUAUUUGAUGCUAUUGUCAGCCACUGUGUUCCCGUUAUUGUGAGUGACAGAAUUGAGCUACCUUUCGAAAGUGAAAUAGACUACAAGGAGUUCUCCAUUUUCUUCUCGGUGGAUGAAGCGCUUAGACCUGGGUACAUGGUGAAUGAGCUCCGGAGGGUUUCAAAAGAGAAAUGGACUAACAUGUGGUUGCGACUUAAACUCGUUUCACACCACUUUGAAUUUCAGUAUCCUCCCAAGAACGAAGACGCAGUCAAUAUGAUUUGGAGACAGGUGAAGCUGAAAGUUCCGGCAGUUAAGCUUGCAGUGCAUCGGAGUAGGAGGCUGAAAAUACCCGAUUGGUGGAGAUAACACCGAGAAGCAUGUUCUUGUAUCUUGUACAUUCAUAUGCAUUUCUGGAAUGAAAUAAGGUGCAACAGAUUGUCACGGCCAUCAGUGGAAAUGCUCAGUAAUUUUCGCUGCUGUAUACUUAGGUAGUUAGGUACCCUUCUUGCAAAUGUGUUGUAUAGUUACUUCCACAGGCUGUGUUGGCGUCAUGUCAUGUUCAUAUCAAGAAAGUUGACCUUGAAUUUGGACAAUUUUAAGUGAUGUGGAAGAAGAAGCUCAAGUGAUUUAAUUGCAUACUUUAAAGAUUCA
Molecule: messenger RNA, 1771 nt
Organism: Salvia miltiorrhiza (redroot sage)
Lineage: Eukaryota; Viridiplantae; Streptophyta; Magnoliopsida; Lamiales; Lamiaceae
Product: probable arabinosyltransferase ARAD1
Exons: 4
Coding region: 206-1486 (426 amino acids)
Molecular function (GO): glycosyltransferase activity
Source: RefSeq, a predicted model, not a curated record